Molecule: messenger RNA, 2554 nt
Organism: Xiphophorus hellerii (green swordtail)
Lineage: Eukaryota; Metazoa; Chordata; Actinopteri; Cyprinodontiformes; Poeciliidae
Gene: sh3bp5la
Product: SH3-binding domain protein 5-like, a
Exons: 6
Coding region: 501-1790 (429 amino acids)
Biological process (GO): intracellular signal transduction
Cellular component (GO): cytoplasm
Molecular function (GO): protein kinase inhibitor activity
Source: RefSeq, a predicted model, not a curated record
GUGGCUGCCGUGGUUCAAGCGCAUUCCGCUCUGAACUGUUCGCUUCAUCUGUGAUGAUGGUGUGAGAACGGGGCGGCUAGCUGGUCUAGCUCUGGAGUGGAGAUGUUAAGAGAUGGAGCAAAGUGGCGGUAAAAAAGUUAGUUUUAUUGAUUAAACCUCCACAUGGUUUAUAUCGAACAGCAGCUGUUGGUUCUCACAUGUUCGCAGAAAGCGGCGGAAUAAGCAUUUUGACAGGCUAGGCUAAUUUAUGCUACUGGUUUCUAUACAGGCUAGGCUAGGCUAGGCUAAUUGGAGCGCCUAUCUAUACAGAAUAUGCUAGGCUAGGCUAAUUGCGGGUUCGGGUUUCUGUGCAGAAUAAAAAUGGCUUCAAACUCCUCUCUCUCCGCCACUUGGAUUAUUUUCUGAUCUCCAACCGCUUCUUUCUCGGUCGCUGCUGGGAGGAAGGUGCUUCUCGCCGGGAUAAAUCAAGCCAAUACCCGCCCGUCUGUCUAGGGCCUGGGAUGGAACCAGGCGACUUGCGAGAAAGCCCCGCCGGCUCCGGGGAGUCGGAUGUGGGGGGCUGGAGGGAGGUUACUCCCGGCGGUGAGGAGGAGGGGGAGGAUUUGGAGGCGAAGGCUACCAAAACGAGCGGGACUAAAGUAGAAAAUGCGCUCAGAGACGCCUGCGACGAAGGCGACAGUGAAAGAGGCGUCGGAGAUCAGCUGCACAGCCCGUAUGAGGAGGAGCUGGACCCCCGGAUUCAGGAGGAGCUGGAGCAUCUAAACGAAGCCAGCGCAGAAAUCAACAAACUGGAGCUGGAGCUGGAUGAUGCCAGGUCAGCGUACAGGAAGAUCCUCACUGAGUCUGCCAGGAAGCUGAACGCACAGAGCUCUCAGCUCGGCGGCUGCAUCGAGAAAGCCAGGCCGUACUACGAAGCUCGCCGCCUCGCUAAGGAGGCGCAGCAGGAGACGCAGAAGGCGGCGCUGAGUUAUGAGCGCGCCGUUUCCAUGCACACGGCUGCCAGGGAGAUGGUUUACGUGGCGGAGCAGGGCCUGAUGGCCGACGGCAAGAACACGCUGGACCCCACCUGGCAGGAGAUGCUCAACCACGCCACCUCCAAGGUGAACGAAGCCGAGGAGGAACGGAUCCGCAGCGAGCGGGAACACAUGCGCGUCACACAUGCCUGCCAGGAGGCCGAGGCCCGGGUCCAGACCCUGCAGAAGUCCCUGAAGCGGGUCAUCGUCAAGUCCAAGCCCUACUUUGAGCUCAAGUCCCAACUCAACCACAUCCUGGAGGAUCAUAAGACGAAGGUCCUGCAGCUGGAGCAGAACGUCUCCAAGGUGAAGACUCGUUACUCCGUCGCUCUGAGGAACCUGGAGCAGAUCAGUGAGCAGAUUCACGCCCAGAGGGGUCGCGACCCGCCCGACUGCCCCACCCGCAGCCCGCCUGUCGGCGCCGAGUCCAACGCCCGGGUCGGGGAGGACGACGCGACCUGCGGAGCUUCCGCCGCCGCCAAGGAUCGUCUGGACGCGGCCUUGGACCUGGCGGACCGCUACAAGGAGGCGGAGCGGGAGCGGGCCGGGUCCGACUCGCUGUCCGUCUUCAGCCUGCAGACCAUCGCCUCGGACCUGGAGAAGUACGACUCGGUGGAGCACCUGGGCGACCUGGGCGACCUGAGCGACGUGGGCAGCGUGACUGGAGACGAGGCGGAGCGGGACCGGGCCAGGACACGGGACCCGGCGGCACCGAGCGGCGCCAGGGAGCGCCAGCAGAACUUCUCCAAGCAGCACCACCGCAGCUUCAGCCUGUGAGCCGGGACCGGAACCAGAACCGGGACCGGGAUGGAAAACACAAACCAGAACGAGCUUAAACCGACCCGGUUGACCCGGCAGCCUCAGUAGAACUUCAGUAGAACUUCAGCAGAACCCGGUUGACCCGGCAGCCGCAGUAGAACACUACAGCAGAACCCUGAAGGUCAAUCUGUUCCUCUAGCAUGAUGAAACCAUCAGAACUUUAAAAUCCCUGUUUGUUUUAUUUUCUCAGGCUCUGGUCCGGUCCGGUCCGGUCCGGUCGGACCUCUGGAGGCGCCGUUUCCCCUGUGUCCCAUCAGGCCGGAAGCUAACCGGGUCACCCGGACCCGGCAGAACCUGGCACCGUCAGGAAGACUUGAUUAAACUCUUGGUUCUGUCUGCAGCUGCAGGAGCGUGUUUUGCUCGGUCCUGAAGUUCCGGUCCAGGUUUUAGAAUCAGCCUUUUGUUUAAAUGGUGUGAAGUCAGAUUUGUGUUAUUUAAAAUAUUGUUUACAUGGAUUUUUGUUUGCCUUAAAAACAAAAGAAGCUCCUGUUGUGACUUGAUGUGUGCCUUGACACUUUAACUUUUCUGUUCCCAACUGAUCAGAACUUUUAUGUUCCAGACAAAAGUUUUUAUUUGACGACUGAAACGUCUAAAACAAUAAAGUGGAACAGCCUGUAAAUGUUUGUAAUUAUUCAGAUGGAGAAUAUUUAAAUGUGUUUGAUGAUCUGUAAAUGUGACUCUGCUUCCUGUUGCACCAAUAAAUCUCACCUUUGACUCCUGAA